AUGGAAUUUUAUAAUAUCAUGCCUUGGGGUGUUAUUGAAGACGAUGAGCCUCCGUCAAAUACAAAUCACACAACAAAUCAAGUUAAUCAAGAAGCCAAAGAGACAGAUAAAAAGAAUGAAAUAGAUGUAAUCACACCUGCUUUUGGAAUACUUAACAUCGUAGAUGAUUUAACCGAAGAAAAGGAAGACGAGGUUGAUGAUGAAAAAAAUCUAGAUGCAAGUGAGAAAUUACUUCGUAUGGUUAUAGACGACAAUGAGGAUAAACCAUUAGAUUGGACUGCUGAAACAGAAAAUCCAUUUCGUGAACCAACACCACAACCACAAACUUCAGCCAUUUUCCCUACUGACAAAAUAAUAACUAAACAACAUGUUCGAACAAAUAAAGUCUCUAUUCCUUUACUUGACUAUCUUUGCGAAAUGAAAAACUGUUCGCUUAAAGAACUACAUGUGCUUUUUCAUAAUCUCGAUGUUCGGCGAGAAAUCAUUAAAAAUUUGCAACAAGAUGUUCAAAUACGUACUUCUCAUCUAAAGCCGAGUUGUAAAAAUUUCAAUGUCUAUUGCCAUGAUUUAACAGCGCAAUCUGCAAGUAAUGUUCUGGCUAUGGGAGGAUAUCUUGGAAUAACGGUAAAUUAA
Messenger RNA from Meloidogyne enterolobii, 633 nucleotides. The record is from the annotation of a GenBank genome assembly. NCBI's taxonomy places the organism in Eukaryota, Metazoa, Nematoda, Chromadorea, Rhabditida, Meloidogynidae.